Trichomycterus rosablanca is the source of this 1029-nucleotide messenger RNA. Its product is annotated as apolipoprotein A-I-like. The transcript is spliced from 4 exons. Gene Ontology annotation, molecular function: phosphatidylcholine-sterol O-acyltransferase activator activity; phospholipid binding. The record is from RefSeq and is a predicted model, not a curated record. Gene Ontology annotation, biological process: lipoprotein metabolic process; positive regulation of lipid biosynthetic process; reverse cholesterol transport. The coding region runs from base 50 to 817 and encodes 255 amino acids. Gene Ontology annotation, cellular component: blood microparticle; high-density lipoprotein particle; extracellular region. NCBI's taxonomy places the organism in Eukaryota, Metazoa, Chordata, Actinopteri, Siluriformes, Trichomycteridae.
CAAGCAUUCUGUUUGGAAAACACAUUCAGAAAGAAUCAAACCAAGAGCCAUGAAGGUGUUUGUGGUACUGGUGCUGGCUGUUUUCACAGUCUGCCAAGCCAACCUGUUCUAUGCUGAUGAACCCAAAACACAGCUGGAGCAAGUGACUGAUGCAUUCUGGGACUAUGUUGGGCAGGCAACCCACACUACCGAAGACAUUCUGAAAAAGAUUAGAGAGUCUCAACUGGGACAGGACGUCAAUGCUAGAAUUACCGAUGGUGCCAACAUGGCCAGUCAGUAUGCACACAUCCUCCAGAACAGAAUGAACCCCCUGGCCCAGGACAUCAUGGCCAAAAUCACCCAGGAGGCUGAAGUUCUGAAGGAGCGCCUUGAGCAGGACCUGUCCACCAUGAAGGGCAAACUGGAGCCCUAUUCUGAGGAUCUCAAGACCCAGAUUCAGCAGAAAGUGGAAGAUCUGAGGGCAGCUGUGGCCCCCUACGCUGACUCCCUCGACUCUCAAGCCAUGAAGGCCAUCAUUCUUCAGAAGACAGAGGAGCUCAGGGCAAGCCUGGGAGAGAGAGUAAAGGAACUGCAGUCCCAGCUUGAGCCCUACGCCGAAGAGCUGAGACAGAAAGUCGAUCAGCACCUGCAGGACUUCGAGAACACCGUGGCCCCUCUAACUGACGAUCUUCAGGCCAAGGCUGCUGAGAGAGCUGCCAUGGUUCAGCAGAGUCUGGCUCCCUAUGCUGAGGAAUUGAAAGAGAAACUGGAUCCCUAUGCUCAGAACCUGAAGGACCAGCUCAUGUCCCUGUAUGAGUCCUUCACCAAGACCAACUAAAUCUUCUAAAGGAAACUUUUUACACACUGGACUGUUUUUUCCCCCAUCCAAUGUUAAACAAUUUCUCAUCAGUUUAAACCAUAUUGAACUAAGUGUGUAAAAUUGCACUAAAAUCAGUUAUGGAAAUAUUGCAUUUUUAUUCAGUGUUUUCCAUUUCUUGUAUUUAUUCUAGAAGAUAAAAGUUUCAUCCACAAUAAAACAGUUUCUCCCAA